Molecule: messenger RNA, 413 nt
Organism: Dentiscutata erythropus
Lineage: Eukaryota; Fungi; Glomeromycota; Glomeromycetes; Diversisporales; Gigasporaceae
Source: the annotation of a GenBank genome assembly
CAAUUUCAAGUAAUGAAUAUGAUAGAGAGGUUCAAUCAGGAAAACUACGAGAACAUGAAGCUAGUCAAAUUCCAGCAGAAUUUAAUGAGAUGAAUAAUAUUUUAGAAAUAUGCAAUUGGCUGGUAAAACAUCCAUCUAUAUUGCAAUUAGCCAACCAAAUGUAUAUGGCAUCCUCAUCAUUAAUAGAAAAUGUUAGAACUUUUAAUGAAUCUGCACGUAUAUGGGAUGAAGAAAUAAAAUGUCUCUUUCUUAGAGCAAGAUUUUCCUCAGCAACAUGUAUCGAUGAAUUUGUUAAGAAAAUAUUUGGGUAUCCACUCUAUUCUAAAGAAGGAACAGAGAUUCGAACUAAAACAAAAAAUACGUUAAGUGAUUUUUGGCACAGACUUAAUCAAUCAGUAUUGGGUCAUGUGUAG